UAAAACUUAUUGCAAAUGGUGCUGAAAAACCCCAUUUUUCAGACUGCUAAUAUUUAUUUUUUCAAUUUGGUGUUUUGCAGAGAUAAUUACUUCAGCUUGACUCUUCUGUUGUUCCGUGUUGGGAACCAAAAGUUAAGAGAGUAUUUCAAGACACAGUGGCCAUUAGUUUAUCAGGGUGUUAGACCUGGUACAGUACCACCCCCUUGGAAUGACACACCACAAGAUGCAGCAGAAAUGAAAAACAGAGAACGGAGGCUGACAUUCAACGGCAUAGAUGAAGAGACAAAGUUUAACUCAGGAAACACAAACCACUGGGACUUCUCACUUCUCACCUCAGUGCUGCAAUAUUCAUCUUUGAAAUUUGUGCUGCCUUCCAGUCCUGAAAGUAAAGCGUUAGAUGAUCUUAAAAAAAUCCGUAACGAACUAAUAGGACAUGCUACUGAUGCAGCAAUACCUAAUGCAUUAUUCCAUACAGCAUGGACAGACGCCUGCAAUGCAUUAGCACUGUUCAAUGCGUCUAAGGCUGACUUCAAGUGUGUACAAGAUGAUGUGAAAAAGCCAUUGGAUGUGUUGUACCCAAUGCUGAAACAGUGUGUUAAACAAGAGAAAGAAGUAAAAGAUUCUGUUGACACAAGUGAGUUAACACCAUGUUAAGUUUUCUUAAAGAUCUUGUUGAACAACAAAUAUUUUUCGAUUUAUAAAAAGCUGAGAUAGUAUAGGCUUGACUGAGAGUAAGAAUGAAAAUAAGUGUGUAAGAUACCAAGCAGUUAUCCCCGGGGGGCGG
Messenger RNA from Actinia tenebrosa (Australian red waratah sea anemone), 784 nucleotides. RefSeq lists its product as uncharacterized. Lineage: Eukaryota; Metazoa; Cnidaria; Anthozoa; Actiniaria; Actiniidae. Gene Ontology annotation, molecular function: protein binding. The record is from RefSeq and is a predicted model, not a curated record. Gene Ontology annotation, cellular component: cytoplasm.